Lethenteron reissneri (Far Eastern brook lamprey) is the source of this 2581-nucleotide messenger RNA. RefSeq names its product arginase, hepatic-like. NCBI's taxonomy places the organism in Eukaryota, Metazoa, Chordata, Hyperoartia, Petromyzontiformes, Petromyzontidae. Gene Ontology annotation, cellular component: cytoplasm; mitochondrion. The record is from RefSeq and is a predicted model, not a curated record. Gene Ontology annotation, molecular function: arginase activity; manganese ion binding.
AGGGGGGCGCUGCGCACUGCGUCACAGGAGAAGCUCGUCGGUGCAGGUGCUGUUGGCUGAGUUGAGAGUCGCUAGCGGGGAAUUGGAGUUACGCGAUUUUGUCGGAUUUUUUUUUAUCAAACAAAAGCAACACAAAGUAAUUGUCAGAGAUGGCGUUGAGGAGGAGGCAUUUUCUUAACCGGAUCAGGGAGAGCGCCUCGUCGUUUCUAUUCCAGAAGAGCAGUCAGUCCAGCGUCGGCAUCAUCGGCGUGCCCUUCUCCAAAGGACAGAAACGAGGCGGAGUGGAGCACGCGCCGAUGCUCCUGCGGAAAGCCGGGCUCGUGGAGAAGAUUGAGGAAAUGGGCUACAACGUGGCCGACCUCGGAGACCUAUCGUUUGGUGAGGUGAAGGAUGACACGCCAUUCCAGAAACACGUGCCCUUCCCGCGAACUGUGGGCAUGGCUUGCCAAGGGCUCGCGCAGGCCGUGCGACAGGUGGUGUGUGACGGACGCACCUGCAUCACAAUUGGAGGCGACCACAGCCUGGCGAUAGGUUCGGUGUCUGGGCACGCAAUGGCACGGCCCAACCUGGGCGUGAUCUGGGUGGAUGCUCACGCCGACAUUAACACGCCACUCACGUCGCCGUCCGGGAACCUGCACGGCCAGCCACUCGCGUUUCUCCUGCAAGAGCUGACGAGCAAGGUACCAGCUGUGCCCGGCUUGUCAUGGGUCUCCCCUUGCUUGACGGUGCAGGACAUUGUGUACAUUGGGCUUCGGGACAUCGACCCUGGCGAACAUUACAUUCUGAAGAACUACGGGAUGCAGUAUUUCUCCAUGCGUCACGUGGACCGGCUUGGCAUCCGCAAGGUGAUGGAGAUGUCGCUGGAAUUUCUCAAUCCGAGAGGACGGAGGCCGAUCCACCUAAGCUACGACAUCGAUGCAUUUGACCCAUCGCUGGCCCCUGCCACUGGAACCCCUGUCUUGGGAGGCCUCACCUACAGAGAAGGCCUCUACAUUGCCGAGGAAGUCCACAACUCUGGCUGCCUGUCAGCGAUGGACUUGGUGGAGGUGAAUCCACUGCUGGGCGCCAGCACCGACGAGGUGAAUGCGACAGUGCAGCUCGGCUUGGAGGUGGUGCUGUCGUGCCUGGGGCGCGCGCGCGAGGGCUCGUACAGCUUGGGCUACACGCUGCCCUCACCCGUCAGCGGGGCCACGCCAGAAGAGCUGGCAGAGCAGGAGCUGUCGUUGUAACCUCCCGCACACCACUCCCCUCUGCCGGGGAGCAUUAAAUGGGCCGUGGGCUCGGUGGGUCCAACCUCCCGACAUCGUUUUUGUCUUCCACUGUGUAACAUAAACAGGCCCUGUUCAAAUGCAUCGACUGCGUGCAUGCAACAAAUGGCAAGCGCACAAAUGCCAAUUCCGCAAUGGGUAGCUCAGAGGUCAGAGGGUAGAGGCUGGUGCUCGCGAGAUUCUCGGUUCGAAUAUGGGCAACCGCCAGGGAUUCGAACCAGGUUUAAACAUAACGAGUUGAUGGCCUCAGCCCCAUCACAAAUGAGCUUGACUUCUCACGCAACAUUUCUCACCACCAGAUGUGGACAGAAUUAAUUCCAGUAAACAUGAAAAAUAUUUACAUUUUUCUCGUGGUUAAGAUUUGCUUCUCAAGAGAUCGACCCCACACCGUUUGUUCAUCGCAGACCUUGCUUGGACAAGACUGGUCCGCUAUUGAGCGGGACGAAAUGCUGCAGCAUAUUGCCAUUGGUGUCAAAAGCAAAUCCAUCACAGCUUAGCAUAAAAGCAGAGCAUAAAACUAUAACAAUAAACAUAGUUUUUCAAUGCUUAUAUAAAUGACAAUCUUGGUGAUUUAAAGGCAAUGCCAACUUGCGAGUGAGGUUUUGAAAAUGUGCUUUUUGGAAAUUGUUUGCGCGAAAUAGUAUUUAUUAAAUGACUUUUUGUUAAGUAUCUUGACCUUUUUCAAUGCAGUGUGAGAGAUUUUUUUUCGAUAAAAACCUAAUUGUUUGUAGAAUUCUUUAAAACGAUAAGCAAACGACAUUAAAAUAGCAGAAAUGCUUUUAAUGAGGUUUGAAAUUAAUUCAAACUCAGGAAUAAUUGUUUUUACGAUGCUGUUUUGUUGUCCGUCUUGGUGUGCACUCAAGUGAGUUUUAUAUGUUAGAGCAUUAAACAUGUGAAAUUGCUGAAUAUUAACACAAUAAAAUAUAUUUAUUUAAUGGAAAAGCCAUCUCUGUUUGCAUCAAUUAGUGUAUUUUAUUUUAAAUUAUGAAGGUUCACAGUAAUAACAGACAAUAAUAUCCAUGUUUGCAAAUGAUUGUUGAUGCUGUAAUGCGCACACAUAUAAUCUGUAAGAAAUAAAUGUUAAUUAAUAAAAUAGGAAAUUACAGAAUGGCAUUUUGGGAGUGCCUUUUGUAAAGAGGAUAUACCAGAUUAAAUGUUUCAAUUACAACAAUAUAACAUUAAAGGUAGGCUUCCUAAUGAGAUGUUGAUGUGAUUAUUAAGCGUGCGUUACUCCAUUAUUACAUUUGUAUUUAUAAAAAUGGCCACAUUCAUUCAUUGUUGCCUUGCAAGAGAAUAAAAAUAAGCUAACGUUG